This is a messenger RNA of Musca domestica (house fly), 1533 nucleotides long. RefSeq lists its product as uncharacterized. Bases 30 to 1121 code for a protein of 363 amino acids. NCBI's taxonomy places the organism in Eukaryota, Metazoa, Arthropoda, Insecta, Diptera, Muscidae. The record is from RefSeq and is a predicted model, not a curated record. The transcript has a single exon.
GAAUUGAAAUUUGUCUCGAACUUUGCAAAAUGACAACUGCUCAUGUCUAUUUUGCCGAUAUACCCCUCUCGUCGCCCUCCUCAUCCUCGGCCCAUAGUCUUGCGGCCCCAGAAGGUCAUCGUUCCAAUUUCGAGGCAUCGCCAAACAGUGACGCAACAUCCGAGCAACGUCAAUGCAGUCGCAAUGCCACUGAACGUAGCAUUUCGCCCGGCUGCAAUACGGCCCUGCAAUCAACGCCACGCUAUGAGCGUAACAUGGGCUUCUUUCGCCAACUGAGUCGUCGUUUCGGUUUGAGGUCAAACGAUGACCUAGUUUAUUCCGGCAGCAAUGAGGAAGACAAUCAAAGUUCAUCGACCGAUUCCUGUUCUUCGCAUAGAGAAAAUGCCAGCAAGGAUGCUCAGCUACACAAACAACAACAACAACACGAACAGCUAGAGCGGCAAUAUUGUAAUGCCAGUAAUAUAAUGACGGCAUCAAUGAUGACCAUGUCCAUAACCGAACACAUCUCAUGUGCAUCCAGUGAGACCAGCAGCACGGUGGACAUUGAAGAACAGCAACAGCAACACAAUCUGGGAAACAGUGACACCAAACCCCCAGAAGAUAAUGAUGAAAACCAUGUAACAACUGGCAAACAAACCUGUCACAAGGAACGCAAAUCCUUUGCCCGUUCCAGUUUUUCCCGGCUCCAACGACGUUCGGCCAGUUCCAUACGACGAGCUUUUGAAAAUUUCUCUCUAUCCUCACGUUCGCUGUCGUGCAGCGGUACAACACCGACACCGCCGCCAUUGUCCUUGGCCACACACAUAAAUACGUCAUCGUCAUCAUCGUCGUCCACACCCAUCAAAUCGGCACUCAAGUCCACAUCCAACCUCGAACUGAACAAACGUUACAACGCUUCAUCGGCAAAUGCAUCAUCGUCAUCAAAUUCAUCAGCCUCGGCGGCCGCUACUGGCUCAAUGACAACAACAACAACAACAAAGUCGUCGAAAACCAAAACAAAGCCACCUCCUCAAAGGAUCCUACGUCAGCCUGUCUCCUAUACAUAUCUGAAGGGCAUUUCAGGUUUGCCAACCCAAAGGGUUCCACGUAAUUCCGUGUGCUGUCAAUAUGCCAGACGUUAAUUGUAUUACAGCAACACAUCAAACACACACACAUCCUCACACAGAUAUACUCACACACACACACACACACCAAGGCUAUUAAUACUAGAGUAGAAGCUCCCAACAUACAUAAGUUUAAAGUUCAUCAUGUAUAAUAAUAAAAACAAUAUUCCAAAAAUACACGCAACACCGCUUGAGAUACAAACACAAAGAGUAACGAACGAACGAAUCGAUACGAAACUGUAAACAAGGCCGGCAGAAGCUGGCCUGAAAUAGGCUAACGCCAUUCUUACGUUUGGCCAGAACAACAGCAGAUGUCACAUACAUCUAUGCAUUUAUUGUCAUUCACAGACAUACACACACUAUAAAACCGUUGCAUUUUUAUCUACAAAUAUUUAGCCAAUGGAAGAUUAGAAAAAAAGGAUAAUACGGU